This is a messenger RNA of Eutrema salsugineum, 3772 nucleotides long. Its product is annotated as protein MEI2-like 4. Gene Ontology annotation, molecular function: RNA binding. The record is from RefSeq and is a predicted model, not a curated record. The transcript has 14 exons. The coding region runs from base 523 to 3246 and encodes 907 amino acids. Lineage: Eukaryota; Viridiplantae; Streptophyta; Magnoliopsida; Brassicales; Brassicaceae.
UUCCUAAUCCAACUAACCGAAAACCAAACUCUCUCUCUCUCUCUCUCUCUCUUCUUGGAGGGAGUGCCGGAAUCAAGUCUCAGGGGAUCGGAGUAUCGCCGGAAUUAUACAAUUACGGUUGCUUCCGCCGUCUUCCCUGAAAGUCACUGCUGGUUGAAAUUCACGAGGCGUUCGUGUGAGAGGAAGGAGAAUUUGAACACCAAUUCACUUCUCUUUUUUUUUAUAGUUUUUUUUCUUCUCAAAAUUGGAAUUAUAUAUUCCCUGCUGGUUAUGAUUGGAUAGAAAGAAACAAAAAGGAAAGGAAGAUAAAAGAGAAGAAGAAUUUUCCUGCUCUCUCUCUCUCUCUCGUUUUCUCUGUCCUCCUUUGUUUCCUUCGGAAACGUGUAGCCAGGAGAAGAAGGUUUACGAGAUCCGUUUUAGUAAAUUUAGCUCUUUUUUUUUUUAAAUUUCUCUGGGAAAUUCGGUUCGAUUUCAUUUGGAGGAUUUCUAGAGAAGAAGCAGAAUUGUGCAAUUUGCUGCACAAUGCCGUCUGAUAUACUGGAACCCAGAGGUGUACCGACACCUUCCCAUUUUCAUGAAGACAUUCGCAUCACUCCAGAGAAACAGUUUGGGUUCAUGAAAACCAACACAAUACCUGAAGGUGGCGGGGAUAGAUUUUCAAGUCUACCAACUAGUUCUUGGACAUCUGACAGUUACCAGCUGUCGCAACAAUCAAGCUUGUCUGGGGCUCUUCCCUCUGUUAUUCCUAAUGGAAGAACAACUACAAGUGAUACUCACUGGGAGAGCAGUCUAUUUUCCAGCUCUCUCUCGGAAUUAUUUAGUAGGCAAUUACGGCUACCAAGAAGUGAUAAGUUAGCAUUUAUGUCUGCAAACCGUGAGGAAGAACCUUCCGAGUCUUUAGAAGAGAUGGAGGCGCACACUAUUGGAAGUCUUCUUCCAGAUGAGGAUGAUCUUUUUGCAGAAGUGGUCGGUGAGGUUGGCCAUAAGUCUCGUGCCAAUGUCGGAGAUGACUUGGAUGAUUGUGACCUGUUCAGCAGUGUUGGUGGCAUGGAAUUAGAUGGAGAUGUUUUUUCGUCUGUGGGUCAAAGAGACGGCAAGAGAGGCAGCACUGUUUCGGUUGUUGGUGAACCAUCUCGAGGAGAAGUUUUAUCCAGAAUACUUUUUGUUAGGAAUAUGGAUAGAAUUAUUGAAGAUUACGAGCUCAAGGUCCUUUUCGAGCAAUAUGGAGAUGUCCGGGCUCUUCAUACAGCGGGAAAAAGUCGUGGCUUUAUCAUGGUAUCAUAUUAUGAUCUUAGGGCUGCUCAGAAUGCGACGAGAGCACUCCACGGUAGGCUUUUAAGGGGAAGGAAGCUUGAUAUUCAGUAUCCUAUCCCAAAGGACAAUUCUAAAAAAGAGAACACCAGCGAAGGAGCCUUGUUGGUUAAUAACCUUGAUGCUUCUAUAUCCAGUGAAGAACUUCACAGAAUAUUCAGUUCAUAUGGAGAAAUCAGAGAGGUUCGUAAAAUGAUGCCUGAAAACUCACAGGUAUACAUAGAGUUUUUUGAUGUUCGAGCUGCACAGGCCGCUCUACGAGGACUAAAUGGGAUUGAGAUUGCGGGGAGGCAGCUUAAACUUGCGCCAACCUGUCCAGAGGGUACAAGUUUCACGCCACAGUUCGCUGCAGAUGAAGGUGAUGGUAGUCUACCUAAAACGGGCUUUAAUAAUCUAUCAUCUACACACAUAGGGAGACAUUUUCCAGGGAUAUUAGCUUCGACCUCCAUUGAUAAUGGAUCUAUGCGAGUUAUGCACAAUUCAGUCGGGUCCCCUGUGAACUCCUUCAUUGAACGUCAUCAGUGUCUCGAUGUUCCUAUUGGUUUUCCACCAUCGGCAAGAGCCAUCUCAGCUAGCAAGCCUGUUGGACUUCAGGAGCCCGGAAACUCUUUUGAUAACUCGAAAACAGGGAUCCAAAGCAUGCCAAAUCUUCAUCCUCAUUCUUUUCCUGAUUACCUCGACAACUUUGCAAGUGGUAGUCCAUAUAAAUCGUCUACGACGUUCUCUGAAAUGGCCAGUGAUGGCCAAAAAGCAAAUGAAGGCUUUAUGAUGAGCAAUGUUCGUGGUGUCGGGGUAGACGGGUUUAACGGAGGUGUCAUAGGAUCUCCUAUAAAUCAAGGGUCCCAUCGCUCUAACCUCAACUUAUGGAGCAACACUCAGCAGCAUAGUCCAUCAAGUGGCAUGAUAUGGCCUAACUCACCAUCUCGAGUCAACAGCAUUCCUUCUCAGCGCAUCCCACCCGUAACUGCAUUCUCUAGAGCAUCUCCUCUAAUGGUGAACAUGGCAUCAUCGCCUGUGCACCACCACAUUGGAUCUGCCCCGGUCUUACACUCGCCCUUUUGGGAUAGAAGACAGGCCUAUGCAGCUGAAUCUCCAGAAACUUCUGGAUUUCAGUUAGGCUCUCAUGGUAGCAUGGGAUUUCCUGGCUCUUCUCCCUCACAUCCAAUGGAAAUUGGUUCCCAUAAGGUUUUUUCGCAUGCUGGUGGGAAUCGCAUGGAUGCCAAUUCAAAAAAUGCUGUAUUACGAUCAUCACGACAGAUGCCUCACCUCUUUUCUGGAAGGAGCUCAAUGCUUUCAGUGCCAAGCUCAUUUGACUUGCCUAAUGAACGGUACAGGAAUCUAUCUCACAGAAGAAGCGAUUCUAGCUCUAGUAAUGCUGAAAAGAAACUGUAUGAGCUUGAUGUUGAUCGCAUACUACGCGGGGAGGACAGCAGAACAACAUUGAUGAUUAAAAACAUUCCCAAUAAGUAUACUUCUAAGAUGCUUCUAGCUGCCAUUGAUGAGUACUGUAAAGGAACAUAUGAUUUCCUUUAUUUGCCAAUUGACUUCAAGAACAAGUGCAAUGUGGGAUAUGCUUUCAUCAACCUUACCGAACCUGAAAAUAUUGUCCCGUUUUAUAAGGCAUUCAACGGUAAGAAAUGGGAAAAGUUCAACAGCGAGAAGGUGGCAUCUCUUGCAUAUGGUCGGAUUCAGGGAAAAUCAGCUCUCAUUGCCCAUUUUCAGAACUCAAGUUUGAUGAACGAAGACAAACGUUGUAGGCCUAUACUCUUCCACACUGCUGGUCCAAAUGCUGGUGAUCAGGAACCAUUUCCAAUGGGUUCGAACAUCCGGUCAAGACCAGGCAAGCCUCGAACAAGUAGCAUCGAGAACUACGCCAACUUUAGCAGCAGCUCUGAAAACCGAGAAGAGUCUCCAAAUGGGACGGACUCGAUCUAACCGGAUGAGCCAGACAGUUUUCAUGUCAUAAGCCAGACUAACCUUAGGCGUCUUCUGUCAGAGGUGAAAAGAAAAGAGACCCGAAAGAUUAACACAAGGUAAAAAUAUGUGUAUCGUUAACACCCCACAGCUCUGUAAAUCCUUGGGGUGGUAAAUUUUUACCUGGAGAAAACUCAUUUUGCAGUGGAGAAAGUUUUUUGAACUUGGUUCUCUAAGCUUGUUCAGGUUGCUUCACAAGUUUUGUUGUAUCAUCAAACCCCACCCCCAGAGAAAUCUUGCUGGCUUUUUUUUUUGUUUUUUGUUUUUGUUUUUUUUCUAAUAUUUAUUUAAAUAUUUUCCUUUUAUUUCAAAAAAAGUUUUGGGUAGUGUGUACAAGGAUCUUUCUUUGUACUUGCUUACAAAAAGUAACAAACCUAGUACGAUGUGUUCAGUUUCUUCUUCGCCAGUGUUUCGGGACCAUAUAGUCUUAUGUAAAACCCUUGGUGGCCGAGUUUUCGACUAUGCUAUCUUCUUUUGGUUUCUUCUA